Molecule: messenger RNA, 1200 nt
Organism: Pseudonaja textilis
Lineage: Eukaryota; Metazoa; Chordata; Lepidosauria; Squamata; Elapidae
Gene: DTD2
Product: D-aminoacyl-tRNA deacylase 2
Biological process (GO): tRNA metabolic process
Cellular component (GO): cytoplasm
Molecular function (GO): D-tyrosyl-tRNA(Tyr) deacylase activity
Source: RefSeq, a predicted model, not a curated record
GGAGGAGUUUGAGAAAAAGACUUUUAGAGGCCCCGUUUGCCUUCCUCCGAGUGGCGUGUGUGUGCGUAUGCGCGCGUUUAUGGCUGACCCAAACUCGAGUCCACUAGCUCGUGUGGUUUUGCAGCAGUGUCUGCACGCGCAGCUGCAAGUGAAGCCUGCUGAACCGGAUUGCGAAGCCAGAUGGGUAGAGAUCCAACGUGGUCUUAUUAUCUAUGUAUGUUUCUUCAAAGGGGCCAGUGAAGAUAUUAUUCCCAAAAUGGUCAAUACAAUCCUGAAUGUGAAAUUAAGUGAAUGUGAAGAUGGCAAAUAUGUGUCUAUUUUGGAUUUGCCAGGUAGUAUACUUGUAAUACCACAAGCCACACUGGGUGGUAAAUUGAAAGGAAGAAGAAUGCAAUAUCAUACCAACAUUGAAAAAGAAAUUGGGCUAGAACUCUAUUCCCAGUUUGUGAUUCAGUGUGAAAAACAACUGGCUGCUAAUGUCAAAUGUGCAGAAGCUGGUGUAGUCCUGAAGCAUGGCACAUAUGGAAACCGACAAGUGUUGAGAGUAGAUACAAAUGGACCUUACACUCAUCAGAUUGAAUUUUGAGACAUAUGUGCUAGAGGUAACAAUUAACCUGAUGCUAAUGUUUGUGUGCAAAGAAAAUUGAAAUGUCCACCAGUAACUUCAGGUCCACAUUUAUAUGUUUAUUUUUUGCCACAUUCUCCCAUAUUUCUUCCUUAUCAUACAAUAGUUCUGUCACGGAAAACCAAAAUGUCCAAUAGAAGAUUGUUUUGGUCCAUGAAUCUUUUCAACCAACUCUUAACCUAUAUAGUUUCUUUUCUGCCCAAACUUGUACUUACAGUAUUUCAUCCCCUCAUAUUUUGUAAAUAUUUAGUUAUGUCUUUUUAUGUGACAACACUGAAGAAAUGACACUUGGCUACAAUGUAAAGUAGUGAGUAUACAGCUUGUAUAACAGUGUAAAUGUGCUGUCCCCUCAAAUAACACAAUACACAGCCAUUAAUGUCAAAACCCCUGGCAACAAAAGUGAGUACACCUCUAAAUGGUAAUGUCCAAUUUGGGCCGAAAGUGUCAAUAAUUUGUGUGGCUGCCAUUAUUUUCUAGCACUGCCUUAACCCUCUUGGGCAUAGAGUUCACUAGAGCUUCACAGGUUGCCACUGGAGUCGUCUUCCCCUCCUCCAUGACGACGUCACAGAGCUAGU